This is a messenger RNA of Penicillium samsonianum, 397 nucleotides long. RefSeq names its product Non-classical export protein 1. The record is from RefSeq and is a predicted model, not a curated record. The transcript is spliced from 2 exons. Lineage: Eukaryota; Fungi; Ascomycota; Eurotiomycetes; Eurotiales; Aspergillaceae. Gene Ontology annotation, biological process: protein secretion. Bases 48 to 248 code for a protein of 66 amino acids.
CUCGAGUCACCGAAACCACCAGCUUUUUUUCCGAAACCCAGAGCAUCAUGCCUGCCUACCUUAUCUCCAGGAUUGCGGAUCCCCUCUUCGCCCUAGCCAUGGGCGUCUCUGCUACCCUCACCCGCAUUCGCCGUGACCAGCGCGAACAGCACCCCGAGCGCACAUCAGAAAUCACAUACAGAAGCAUCGUACAGACGAGCGGGCAUCGGUUACAGCGGUGGUGGAACGGAGACUUCCAGGAUGUUUAAAUGGGAAUUGGGAUACAUCAUCAGUUUGGAGUUUUGGUUUGGGAGAUUCUCGUAAAGAGAAUUAAUAUUGAUCGUCGAAUCUUGUAUUCUAUUUGUACAUAUCUACAUACACAAACUGGUCGUCCAAUAGCAUGGAAAUGGAAUGGUCA